UGAGCUGAGUGAGACAUCAGAAGGCCACAAAUAAUAUGAAACUCGCUUUGUGCUUCGUGUUGUGCGGAUUCUUGGUUGUCGCAACAACAGGACAAACCACCCUUCCGAUAGUCCUGAAAAAUCUUGGAACAGCCGUCGCUAAUGUUGCCAACACUUUAAAAUCUAACUUUGCCACUGUCCAGCAGCUGGGAGGUGCUAAUGUAGUUUCGGCUUUGAAAAAUCUGGAAGUAGAACUUGGAACAUUUUCCUUCACUUUGUCCGCCAAUGCAGUGAACUUGACGCAAGUUUUGAGCAGUACCGUUACCAACGUUCAAGUCACCUCUGCUUUCAAUAGUCUGACAGUUGCCUUCAUCCAGCUAAACACUGAUCUGGCAACAGCUUUCCGAAUAAAGUCUGGGCAGGCAUUGAUCAACGCCAUGCGCAAUUUCUACCUAACGGCUACGCCGACGAUCACCCAAAUCAUGACGCUGCUGCAAAAAACUUCCGGAACUGCCGCUUACAAUGUCCGAACCGGUCUCCAGGCUCUACUCGUUGAUGUCAACGCACUGGGUGUUGCAGUCCUUGGUUAAGUAGGGUCUUUACCACUGACACCACUUUUUAGAUCAAUUGAUAAUGAUGGUCUCAUCCAUUUCUUAAAGAGCAACUAAUAAAAUUUCUUUUUUUGUAAUACGCGAGUCCAGUAUUUUGUCCCCACUCCAAUGGCGUCCCCAGUAGACCUCAUAGUGUUCAAAAAUCGAAAUUCCAGAGUGCGCAUCAAUCGCUUUUGAUGAAAUACAAUCCUAGUUGGAAGCGCAACCAAACUUUCAAGAAAAAAUAGGCUA
Molecule: messenger RNA, 821 nt
Organism: Uranotaenia lowii
Lineage: Eukaryota; Metazoa; Arthropoda; Insecta; Diptera; Culicidae
Exons: 2
Coding region: 36-569 (177 amino acids)
Source: RefSeq, a predicted model, not a curated record